Sipha flava (yellow sugarcane aphid) is the source of this 2410-nucleotide messenger RNA. Its product is annotated as neuropeptide SIFamide receptor-like. Lineage: Eukaryota; Metazoa; Arthropoda; Insecta; Hemiptera; Aphididae. The transcript is spliced from 4 exons. The record is from RefSeq and is a predicted model, not a curated record. Bases 554 to 1867 code for a protein of 437 amino acids. Gene Ontology annotation, molecular function: RNA-DNA hybrid ribonuclease activity; peptide binding; G protein-coupled receptor activity. Gene Ontology annotation, cellular component: membrane. Gene Ontology annotation, biological process: G protein-coupled receptor signaling pathway.
UCCCGACCUCCAGACAGCUGGGGGCCGUUUUGCCGCGCACUCGCGCCGUCGUCUCGCAUUGUUUUCGUUUCUCUCUCACUCUCUCUCUGUUUAUCCGUCUCGUAUCACUCGGUCACUCGCACACGGGCACUUCCGGUCGCGCGGAACCAUGCGAUACACCGUCGUUGCUGUUGCUGCUGCUGCUGCUGCUGUUGCUGCCGGUCUUCCGCGGUACCGCUACGACGACGCGCCGCCGACGCUGCCGUUGUCGUUCAAGUACACGUCAUCCGGCCACUUGUUGACGAUGGCCUCGAUCCGACGCGUCGAUAUGUCGUCGUAGAUCGACCUGUGAUCUCGAAACCAGAUUCACUAUCUCAACCGAACCCGCCUCGACCCCCUUACCCAAAAUCGCUGCUGUCCCGUGUAACUCGCUCGUCCUGCCCGGCCGGACCGAAACCGAUCGCUGACCGCCGGACGUACGAUAAUUAUUUCGAGCCCCUGCUUGUCCGUGCAUUUAACAUACGACGACACCGAAAUAUUAUUAAAAAUACGUCCGAACGGUAUCUCCGCGACCAUGCAGGAGUUGCCCAGGGACACGGGUGGCGACAACCGGAGCAACGUGUUGUGGGAGUACGGGCUGGAUGGCUGGCCAUGGCAGGAGUACCAGAUGAAAUAUUCAGCCGAGGUGACCGUGCUGUUUUGCAUCGCGUACUCGGCCGUGUUCCUGGUGGGUUUCGUGGGCAACACGUCCGUGGUGCUGGUGGUGUACAAGAACGUGAGGAUGCAGUCGUCACCCACCAACAUAUUCAUCGUCAACCUGGCCGUAGCCGACUUGCUGGUCAUCGUUGUGUGCGUGCCAUUCACCCUGAUCGGCAGCAUCACGCAAGAAUGGCAUCUGGGACUGGUUAUAUGCAAGCUCGUACCGUAUUUUCAAGGGGUGUCGGUGAACGCUUCGAUAAACACGUUGAUGGCGAUUUCCGUGGAAAGAUGCUUGUCCAUUUGUUAUCCGAUGAGCCCGGUGGGUAAAGGCGUCUGCAAACGAGUGGUCGUCAUCAUAUGGAUCGUAUCGCUCACCAUCACCAUGCCAUGGGCCAUAUACUUCGACUUGCAGCCAAUGGAGGAAGGCAGCGACAAUCAGAUAUGCCUGGAGUCGUGGCCGAGUGCGGAGAUCGGCAACCUGUACUUCGUGCUGGCCAACCUAGUGCUGUGCUACGUGCUGCCGCUGCUGGUGAUCGCGGUGUGCUACAUGUUCAUCUGGAAGAAGGUGAGCCGCAGGAAGGUGCCGGGCGAGCCGAUGCACAACGGCGCCAGCCUGGUGCAGCGGUCCAAGAUGAAGGUGAUCACGAUGAUCAUGUACGUGGUGGUGCUGUUCGCGGUCUCGUGGCUGCCGCUGUACGCCGCGUUCUCGCUGAUCAAGUUCUGGCCGCUGCCGCCCGCCGUCGAGCAGUACACGAUCGCCUCGCUGCCGGUCGCCCAGUGGCUGGGCGCGGCCAACUCGUCCAUCAACCCGCUGCUGUACGCCAUAUUCAACCACCGGUUCCGGGACGGUUACAAGGCGCUGCUGUCCGGCAACGUGUGCCGGGCGUUCGACUACAGCAGCUCGGUCAAGUACUUCAGCAGCCGGGCCGGCACCGCGUUCAAGCGCAACAACAACCGCAAGAAGCCGGACAUGCGCAAGACCAUCGGCGCCAUCUACGCGCACGUGGACGCCAACGGCGGCAGGCAGGCGCCCGCGGCUUCCGGCGGUGGCGGCCCGGCCGUAGGGCCGAGCCCGAAACCCAGGUCGGUGUCCAUGAAGGACGCCGCGGCCGCGCACCGCGCCCACGAGGACUACGCCGACUCCGUGGUGCACUUUUGCUCCGGUCCGUACGCCAACUCGUUCGUGUGAUGCCUCGUCAGUCGUCGUCAAUCGUCCACCGUCGUUAGAAGCGCGCGUGCGGUCGGAAUCCGAGUAGCCCAGCUUGUCUGUACGGUUUAACAGCAACGAUAAUAGUAAUAGUAAUGAUAAUGUUUUGUUGUUGUUUCGACGGUCGACGAUGAUAUAUCGUUACGAUUGUUGCGCAACGCCGUACGUAACACCGUUUAGGGUGUACGUGGAGUUCGGCCGUUCGAACCGAACGGCGCACGCAUUGCCCACGUCUUCCGACGGUGGUCGCGGGUCUUCGGAGUCCCCCACAAGUUUCCGACCAUUUAUUUCUAUCGGUCCCGUCGAUUUGUCUGAACGCCGCAAAACGUAGACGAGCUGUGGCACCAAGAGCAUAACCUAGAGGGGUGGGAUUAUACUGUCCCCCCAGGGGCGGAACUAGGGGAUAUAAGAUAGGGAUUCGUGCUCAGGCGUAAAAUUGUAGAGGUGUAGUUUUUGUAAUUAUCAACAACUCAUUCAAUAUUUAUAACUUCGUUAAAUACCGAUAUUAGGUUAAAACUCAAUUAG